Molecule: messenger RNA, 237 nt
Organism: Ostertagia ostertagi
Lineage: Eukaryota; Metazoa; Nematoda; Chromadorea; Rhabditida; Trichostrongylidae
Source: the annotation of a GenBank genome assembly
GAAUUUGCUGCCCGUCCGAUUCCAAAGCAAGCCGAGGAGCUGACUGGUGCAGCGCUGGUGGAUUAUGUGAACAAACAACAGCAAUUUUUCAAGGCCGAAUAUUCGCCAGGAGUUGCAGAAAAACGCAUGGAAAAUUUGAUGCAAAUGGAUUAUGUCGAAAAAGAUCGAAAACUGUUGGCAGUGAAGAUGCCAGAAAAGCUCAUGAUGAAUGGCAACGACACGCUCCCUGAAAAGUAA